This is a messenger RNA of Actinia tenebrosa (Australian red waratah sea anemone), 2652 nucleotides long. RefSeq lists its product as uncharacterized. NCBI's taxonomy places the organism in Eukaryota, Metazoa, Cnidaria, Anthozoa, Actiniaria, Actiniidae. The record is from RefSeq and is a predicted model, not a curated record.
AUAAUUGAUUGGCGAAAAACAAUUUUUAAAACAUUGCCUUAACUACUGACACACGGUUGUUAGACCGAGAAGAAUGUUUUAAGUUGUGGCGCAAUUCAGUUUCGUUCACUAGUAGUCAAAAGCUCGUUUGAAGAACUGGUUAAGAACUGACUAAAAUCAAGAAAAAAAUCCGGGAACCACAAUGGACCCAAACCAUGAUCAAAACAACAUCGAAGACGAAAUCCGUAGAAACAAGGAAAGGAUAGCCUCUUUGGAGAGAGAUUUAAAAGAAAGUUUGCGCAGCAAUGAGGAUCUUAAAGAUAGGAUCAACGCUUUAAAAGAGGAAAUACAAAACUUGAAAGAUAAGAAUGAAUUGUUGAACAAACAGCUGCAAGAAAUGAAAGAUGAUAAUGAGUCAAUAAAAAAGAGAAUGGAGAUUUUAGAGAAAGAAAAUGAUUAUCACAAAGCUAUGUUGAUUAUUGUGCAAAUUGGAACAGCCAUACAGAGAAAUUUGUGCAAGUACGUCCUGGGAGAAUGCUUCAAAGAACAAAACUUCUAUAAGUUUAAAGAUAUAGACAAAUACGUGCAGCAAGAUCUGAGACAUGACAGGAAGGCCCAAGAGUCGGCAAGAAAUCGGCUGGCGGAAAUAAGGGAAAAGAUUCCUUGGGACCAACGUUUGGUGGAUAGUCUUAAAAAUCUUAAGCAAGCGAGAAAUGGCAUUGCUCAUCCUGACCUAAGCAGCGAAAACAUCCAACAAGCAACAGAUUAUUUGAAAAAGGAGAAUAUUUUGGACGAGGGAAUGGUCCACAAUGUUAACGAACUAAAAAGACUAUGGAAAACAACCGAAGAAUUGUUAAACAGGGCCGCUGGAGGUUCUGAAGAUGGUCCUGAAGGCGGUACAAUGGAUUUGUCUACAACAGAACAAAGCCAAGACACCUAUGUCAGCAGGAGCACUGGAGGUCCUGAAGAUGAUCCUGAAGGCGGUACAAUGGAUUUGUCUACCGCAGGACGACAAAACCAAGACACCUUUGCCAGAGGAGCCACUGGAGGACAUUACCUUCACACCAAAGCAUAGGGUGAUAGUUACUCAUGUACAUAGCUCAGUUACCAAAACCAUCGAUCGAUUGUGAAUGAUCGAUGGUUUUGCAUAAAUACAAACAUUUGUAGCUUAUACAGUAAAACUCCUCUAUACCGGUUUAGCGGGGAUUCCGGUAUCCUAAGGUUUUUGGGAAUGACUUUUAAUUUGUUUUCGACUGAAUAGGUGCGACUUCACACCUAUUGAAAAUAUGUUUGUGUCUAAUUGUUUGGCGUCAGUAUAAACAAACACGUAAACUAAAGUAAUAAGAUCUCAAUGCAAUUAUUUUGGAAAGGAUAUGUCUUUUCCAAUUCACACGCACACACACAAACAAAUUUUACCUAUAAUAACUUUACUUUAAAAUCCUAUAAUCUGGUAUUUUUAAAGGAAUAUUUGUCUUUCAAUUCGACAAAAAAAAAACAGCAUUCUGCAAGCUUACGAAUUUAACACUUAUCAAUUUCACUAAAGUAAGACAUUUCAAAAGUUUUAAAAAUAUAUAGAUCACAAUAAGCUCAGGCUGACCACAAACGUGCAUCAAAUAUAUUCAAUGAUAUAGAUAUAGCCAUUUAAAACUAGCUGCAAAUAGUUAGAUCUGCUUGCCAUGGCUCGCAUGACCACGUAAAAUGGUGGUCCCGUCGCACUUAGAGACGUUAAACAUAGAGGGCGCCACAAGUUUAUCAGUUACAACUGUCACGUGCUACCCUCUCUAAAUAACUUCGUCAAUUCUAUUUUUGCUUUCAUUUUCUACGUAUGCAUGCUUAUAUAUGUUUUUCAAAUCAACUUAUGAAUAUUAAAUAGCUAAAUAUGGUUAGUCAACAAAAACGCCGGUAGCCGAAACCUAAAAUGGAUCUUUAAGGAUCAUGGUUAUAAUUUCAUAGCUUUUUGUUGCAAACUGCGGCUGUUAUAUCACAGCAUGGGGCAAUAAUCACAACAGAGCCCUAAGCUACACCUGUAGCGAAAGCCCAAACAUCGAAUUAGAAUUUAGUAGUUGAUUUUUGAGGCGGGAGAAUAACCGGAGAUUCGGAUCUAAUUUGUUAAUAAGAUAUUUGGCAAGGUUUACCAGGGACGUACUCAGAUGGGGUUAUGCAUGGGAUCCUCGUACUACAAUAGCCUAAUUUCGAGUUUUAAUUUUUACACACGCAAAUUUCGUAAGAUUUUAAAUUCCAAUUUUCUAAAAGGAGAAACGAAAAGUCGGUGCUAUUUUCCGUACCUUCCACACUACUAGAACUAUUUUCUUCAAGAACGAGUUUACACACACGAAUACACUUAAAUUUCAACACUAGAUCUCGCGGGUUUGCCCCCUCGACCCCUAUCCCUUCUCCCCCCUCCCUUCCCCUCAAUUUCUUCCUGGCUGCGUCUCUGUACCAAACUGUAUAUUUUUUCUAAGGUUUUUAUUUAAUUAUUAUUACUAAGUACAAGACUGUAAAAAAUGCACUCUGCAAAAAGGUUAGCUAGCAGUGUAAGCCCCUUGUGCAAGUCACACUAUGCUUAAGCUAUGUAAUUUUUCAUAGUUUUGAUUCUCAGAAAAAAGAGACAUAUUGUAAAUAAAUGAGAAUCACCAAAUGAAGUCUAAUAAAAUCACAUGUCUUCUUUUGAAA